Messenger RNA from Stylophora pistillata, 2497 nucleotides. RefSeq names its product MTOR-associated protein MEAK7. Lineage: Eukaryota; Metazoa; Cnidaria; Anthozoa; Scleractinia; Pocilloporidae. Gene Ontology annotation, cellular component: nucleus. Gene Ontology annotation, biological process: response to oxidative stress. The record is from RefSeq and is a predicted model, not a curated record.
CCGAGUUAAUGGUUUCCCCAUGGAGAACUUUCGAUCCCAUUCUUCUCUCAUUAUUGUCCUAUUUAUGCUUUUGUCUCUUCGAGUUUUUAUCUCCAGGGGAGGGUCAGAGAUAAUGGGGAUUUUGGCAAGCAGAGGAAUUGAAUAUGAGGACAGUUACCGUUCCUUUUCCGAGAGAGAACGCCAACACCUCUUGUCACUUUUUAAUCAGCUGGCUUCUGCAAACGAACUCGGUGUUAUGAAGGUUGAAUUUGAACCUUUCAAGAAUCAUUUGGCAUGGCUUUUACCAGAGUGUAUCAUCAACCGUUUCUUCAAAGAGAUGUGUAAUAUUCAACGAGCUCGCAGAGCAGUGAAAAAUCCCCUGGAAGAUGGUCAAGUGGGCAGGGUGGCAUUUUUUGUGUCAAUGUCUCAUGUAUUUAAGAGGAGCAGAGAAGAGAAAGCACAGAUAUUUUACCACUUAACUGCUGAUGUUGACCAAGUAGUCACAAGUGUUGAGGUUGAAGACCUCUGUAAAACGUUCUUAGAUGCCUAUGUUGUGGCAUUGAGAAAAACUGCUGAUGGUGCAAAAUGGAACCUGUAUACUAACUUAGAGGCAAACCAGAGAUUUGCCAAAAAUGCUAUCCAAGAACUUUUAAAGAAGAAAGCAGAUCCUAGUUGUGUUUCACCAGAGGAGGUUAUUUCAUGGUUUGGUAAAUUUCCGCUGAUAGAAAGAUUGUUUCUGGCUGUUAUGAGGGCUGGUUGCUUUGAUGUAGAGAGUCUUUUGGAAGCAAAGCCUCAUGGGUUAGAGGAUGGUUGUGAAGAGACAGUUGCACAUGUACAGUAUGACAGGUCACACAUAAUAAUGCCAUGCAAGUUUGAAGUGGAUUUCAGUAAAAUUGAUUCACUUUUGGACAUUCCAUCUAUCAUUCUUCUUAAUCAUCACUUGCCUGAAUCUUCUCAACAUCGAUGGCGUCUGCUAUUUUCUACUCAAAUUCAUGGUGAGAGCUUCAGUGCUUUUAUUCAUCAAAUUACCAAUCAAGGCCCUGUGGCUAUUGUAGCCAGAGACACUGGUGGACAUAUUUUUGGUGGGUUUGCUUCAGUUGGUUGGUCUAUAAAGUCUCAUUUUGUAGGUGACAGUUACUGCUUUUUGUUCAGCCUAAAGCCUAAAAUGAGUGUAUACCAUCCUACUGGUUACAAUGAAAACUUCAUGUAUCUGAACAUGGGCAUGCAGACAAUGCCUAAUGGAUUGGGUAUGGGAGGCCAGCUAAACUACUUUGGAUUUUGGUUGAAUGAAGACUUUGGUUCUGGACAUAGUCGAGGGCAGCCUUCCUGCACAACGUAUGGUAGCCCAGUACUCUCUGCAGAAGAGGAGUUUAAGCUCGACAAACUGGAGGCUUGGGGUGUGGGUGCACCACCAGAAAAUGAGCUAGAGAAAAAAAGUGUAUUGGAUACAGACAUUGAGGCCAAGGCUUUCUUGGAAGUCAUUGGUAAAAAGAUGCAUAGUGAAGGAUUUAGAGAGCCGGAUACUGAUUAAGAAAUGUUUGAGGUGUUGGAACUAUACAAACUGGAUGUCUGAAUACAGUUUCCUUCUUGUGAGUCAUCCUCUGCCUAUGCUUUCGAUGGGGUAAAGCCUUGACAAAGCUGAUUUGCCAGGAAGUUUUUCACUCAUGCCUUUAUCAGAUCUGAUAGAGAAAGGUUUGUCCUAAAAGGCUUGUAGUAAGGGAGUGCUUACAGUCUUCUGUUUCUAUACAUCUCUCUUCAUUUGUUGAAUAGUUGAGAGAAGGUUUGAGUCAAAAGGAAAUUAUGAUAGAUCCCAAAGUUAAUUUCUCUGUUAAACUCUUUGGCUUUGAAGUGUGUUACAUCAUUACUGUUUGUCAAGCACUUUGUCUCUAUGUUUUUCAGUCUUUCAGUCCAGUUUUGAAUUUGGUUGUGUUACAUUUAUGAACAAGCAAGUAAUUGAAAAAUGACUAUUGUUUAAGCUCUCAAGGCUGUAUGAUUCUUGUGUAUUAAAAAUUUUCAAAUCUUGACACGUACUCAUAUAUACUUGUAAAAAAUGAAGGAUGGAGGUUUUACUAGCUAAUUACAGGUGCUUGUGGGAUUAUGCUGUAUUUUACCAAACAUUGUUAAUAAUGACAAAUUGUACGGUAUCUCUUGUCCUAAGGGCAGUGAUAUUAUUGUAAAUAAAGAGAAGAAAAGAAAGAUUAUGUACAGGAAAUAUUAUCAAAGUGGAUUUCCAUUACUGGACUAGUGUCAUUCUUUGUUUAAGAAUAUCGCUUUACACUGUACAUUGAUUACAGUACAUGUAAUGGCUUGAUAAAAUGAAGAGUAUAUUUUGACAAGGAUAUAUAUUAAUAUAAACCCUAGUGGUAGUUGAUAAAAAUGAAUGUACUGUUGGAGUCUAGAUGAACUCAGAAUGGAACUCGAACAAGCAGCAGCUGGAUUCUUUCCAGCAUUCCAAGUAAUGCUUCCCUAAAAAGGGUUGGUAGGUCAUAAAAAAAUGAAAUAAAAUUAGUUAAAUUUA